Molecule: messenger RNA, 2064 nt
Organism: Seriola aureovittata
Lineage: Eukaryota; Metazoa; Chordata; Actinopteri; Carangiformes; Carangidae
Gene: crcp
Product: calcitonin gene-related peptide-receptor component protein
Exons: 11
Coding region: 1108-1551 (147 amino acids)
Biological process (GO): transcription initiation at RNA polymerase III promoter
Cellular component (GO): RNA polymerase III complex
Molecular function (GO): nucleotide binding
Source: RefSeq, a predicted model, not a curated record
UUUCCUCCGGUCCACAUUUAUAAAAUCCCAAAGCUGCCUGAAACAAGGAGAAGGCAGCACUAACCAAACAUAACAGAUGAGUGUUGGACUGACAGAAAGAAAAUGGAAUAGGCCUACAGUUUGGUUAUUAUAUUAAAGGAGAGAGAGAGAGAGAGAAAUCUGCCUUCCGUAUCCGCCAUAUCCGUACCACACCCAUAUAGCCUGUAAGACGGAAAGCCCACGUGUAGAUCGACUCGAGACACACUUCAAACCCGAUCGGCAUCUAACUUUACACAAACAGGCUGUUUGGUAAGGAUUGUAAUCACCUCCUUUCAGCACUCGUUAAAUUCAGCGGGAAACUUCACAUUCAAAAUGGAACCUAAGUCGAAGACUGAAAAUAAUGGAUCAAUGGACGAAACUGUCAAGAAUAAUACAGACGACCACAAUGGGGAGAGCCAUCAACCUCGUAAUUUGCAACUUGUUGCAAAGGGAGAGGAGUCACAUGCAACACAUUCUUUAAAGUGGGGCUCAACUAUCAAGACAUCCACAUCUGUUACCUGCAACAAAGCAGGAACUGUUGAGGACUCCCUGAAAAGAAGUUCACAGUUUAAAGAAUUAGCAAAAAAGAACAACGACAAAGAGCUUGUUGUUUUACCUCCUAUUGUCAGAACAUGAGAACUUUACUGAUUAUGCAAAAAAAGUUGAAACGGUGAAGCAAGCUCUCAAAAGAGGUGGUCGAUUGCUGAAAAAACUGUCACCUGUCUCACCUGAAAUACAUGAUUUCUUUCUUCCUGGUUCUUGGUUUGUGCUUUCCUGCAGUGAGUCGGUUUGAACAUUAGGUGGAGAUAUUUUGACAGGUCGCUGCUUUCCAUCCUCAGCUUCCAAAAUGUCAUGUCUUUCCUCCGGUCCACAUUUUUACAAAUCCCAAAGUUGCCUGAAACAAGGAGAAGGCAGCACUAACCAAACAUAACAGAUGACUGUUGACUGAUUUUGGCGAUUCAAAAAAUACCAAAUGAAGAAAAAGAAGAAGAAAAUGACGCCAGUUGAUGCAGACGGAACGUUUGGCCUGGACUACAUUUUCUACACGGACACUUUUGGAGAAGCGACUAAAACCGAGACCCUGGCGAAAUGGAAGUGAAAAAUUCUAACUCUGCUAUGCUCAGUAACUAUGAGGUGUUCAAACUCCUGACAGACCUGAAGGAACAGAGGAAGGACAGCGGGAAGAACAAGCACAGCACCGGGCAGCAGAACUUAAACACCAUCAUGUAUGAGACGCUGAAGUACCUGUCGAAGACGCCCUGCAGCAGACAGAGUCCUGAGAUCGUCAAAGAGUUCCUCACCACCAUGAUGCCUCACAAACUCACAAAGGCUGAGAAACUGCAGCUACUGAACCACCGGCCGCAGACAGCAGUGGAAAUUCAGCUUAUGGUAGAAGAGAGUGAGGAGCGUUUAUCGGAGGAGCAGAUUGAGGAGCUCAUCCAGACAGUCGCAGACACCCUACCCGGUGACCCUGAGCAGGAAAACGCAGCUCCAGCACAAGCAGAGAUGGACGAAGGCGGUGAGCAGUCGUGACCCAGUGACAGGCCAGAAAUGACCCACAGAUGAAGAACAAGAUUGUUACAGAAGUGGACUAGCUGCUUUUACCUGAGCCGUUUUGCAUCAAUGCUUGAACUGAACAACACGCCGACAGAAAAAGGAUGCACAAUGGCUGCCUGGCCGUGGCUGAGAGGACCUCAUUACUGGAAGAAAACAAGCAUGCUAGGAUUUACAUUUAUGUUUGUACAUCCAGUUGGAUUCAGAUCAAACAUGCGCACACCUUCAUAAGUACAGGUUUUUAAACAGUGAGUCACUUGUUUUGCAUCUGAGUCGUCUAAUUUGUAUUUCACAUCAGAUAAUGUUCAUGCAGAGACAGUCUGCUAUUAACCUGUUAUGUUUUUGGUUUCUGACUUAAUGUUAGUCACCAGUUUCUACCAUGGUGAUUUAUGAUUUCCAAAGCUGUAAUAUAUGUCAGUAAUGCAAUUAAACUUGCAUUGGUCAGACAGUAUUAUUAGAGUGGCUGUGUAAUACAAAGAGAGACUGUAAGAA